AGGAGAGGUGACCCGCGGGUUUUACUAUUUCCGGUCGCGUCAUCAAGGUGCUUUUCCAGGUUGAGCAAGUUACUAUGACUGAUUUGUUUGAGCGCACACACACACACACACACACUUGUCUCCUGACGUGAAUCUUCUCUCACAGACGUUUCCCCCCCGUCGAAAUGACAAAGGAAACCCGUGGAAACUUCACGCGUUGACUUUCUAACGUUUCUGAAGUGUUUCUGACGAAGGCUCGUUGGCUUUGUGUCCGUUUCCUUUGGGCUGCUCGGUGCUGAGAAGAACCGCGGGACUUUUAAGGGCUGUCGGACACUCCGGAGACCUGAACAUGCGGCUGCUGCGGGACGGUGCGUUCACGGCCCUGCUGCUUCUGGUCAGCGGAGCUUCAGCUUUGGCAGUUCGGCCUCCAACAAACGUGACUGUGGGCUGCCAAAAUACCAAAGUCAUCGUCAGCUGGGAAUACAGCACACAGCAACCAGAGACCAGCUUCAAGGUGUUCCUCAUAGGUGCUAAUGGGCAACAUGAGAAUGAAACCUCUGACCGUCAGUUCGAUCUGAGCCGCUUCGUCUGGUCAUCUGAAGACCACUACAUGGACAACUUUUUCGUCGCCGUGACGGCCAGACAGGGAAACAAGCAGUCUGAACCAGCCCAGUCUAAAACAUUCAGCUUUAACAACAUGAAGACAGUUGAUACGACAUGUCGGUUAGAUUUCCCUCCUGUGAACCUGAAGCUGAAGGAGUCGCAGGCCACAGUGAAUUUCACAAAUCCCUCCUACUUCUACAGAGAACUGAAGGAGGCUGAGAAGUCGGGUGCUGCCUGCUUUAGUUUCAGCAUCAUUUGGGAUGGCGGAGAAAAAGAGUUUUGCUGCAAAGUGACAGAAGAAAACUGCAGGCGUGAUGUCGUACUUCCUGAAGGAGUGAACUGCGUCACGCUGGGAGGAACGUUGUUUGACAGCAUUGGUGUUGGCCAAGUGUUGUUCAGACAGACUGAAAAAAUCUGCCCCAAACCGUCAUCUGGGGGUCACGGGUUGACGCUGAUCAUCCUGCUGUCCAUCAUGGCCCUCUUGGUGAGCGUGGCCAUUGUCCUCAUCUGGAAGGUGAAGGCCUGGACGAUGAGAUCCGAGCCUCUACCCAAAUUUCUGCCGUCCCCUCCCAGCGAUGAGAGGCAGACGUACAAGAUUAAACCCACCGUUUACUCUCGUGUUGUAGUGAUUCCCCCUUCACGCUCUUCAGUCAGCUCCGAGGACGAGGGGACACAUCCCACCAAGACAAAUCCUACACACUCCAGCAGCCAGGAGCUGAGGUCGAUUUCAGAGGACGACUCUGAAGACUCCGAGAAAACAGAGUGUCUCUCGAUGUAUUUGGAGGAACGGGAGCAGGAGCAGCAACAGGAACAGGAAGUGUUGGCCUACGACCGCCCUCACCUCAUACAAGUGGACAUGGGUGACGGAGACACGGCCACAGCUUACACCAGCAGGUAGGACAGCAGUCGGAGGACUCGGUCACAUGCGUCCCUCAGCACACCUGCUCUGAAGACCUUACAAGGAGCUGCUGUACACCACAUUCACCCUCAGACUUUCUUCGAUUGGAUGCAGCACUACCCACAAUGCCUUGCAAACAGCUCCACCCCCAGAAAACACUUGUUUCUAUCAACUUCCUUCACUAGAAAAUCACAUUUUAGAAGAUCCAGCAGUUCGCCGCGCUGCUGGAUUCACCACUGGAACGAACUGGUGAUGUUCCUGUCAGCUUCCCAGCUGUUCGCCGCCUGCUUACAGCUGCAGCCGUGCAGACUGUAGUCAGGUUGAUUUUUAUCUGAAGGAACGAAGAGCAAAUCACGUCUGCUAUGAGGGCUUUUUGUUGUCACAUAGUUGCAGCUGGAACUGCUGUGUUUGCCAGCUUUUAUGGUUUUAUUGUUUAGUAGGAUGUUUGACACUCGCUUGCAUCAAGUGAUAUUUGAUUUCUGUCGCAGAGGUGAGGCUGAACAAAGUUUGGUCCUGUCUCUGUUUUUAGAAACAGUAAUGCAGCUCAGACGGCUUCUUUUGUACAAAGUAGUUCCAGUGCAAACAUGGAGGCUGCAGGUCGUCCAGGACAAACAUGGAGGCUUAUUUAAGAGAUGCUGCGGCUGAAUCAGAACGACUUCAUGACAAAGUGCCAGCAGAGGUAAAUUAAAAAAUGUUUCUUUGUUGGUGUGAAGUGAACCUUUACGCUCCUCCUGGUUGUUCCUGCACAGCAGGUUUUGUAAAUGCCUUCCAGCCUCGCCAGCAGCCACACCUCAUCGACUGUACAACCUGCUGUUUGUCUGCUGUGACCAACCGUGUGUGUGUGUGUGUGUGUGUGUGUGUGUGUGUGUGUGUGUGUUUACACUACUUCGGGGUAGCUCGUUUUAAAAGUUGUGAGUAACUUUUGUCUUGUCACUUUAAUAAAGGGCUAAAAUGACACCAAUAAACACUCAUUUUACA
Messenger RNA from Scatophagus argus, 2458 nucleotides. It is a transcript of the gene ifngr1, whose product is annotated as interferon gamma receptor 1. The transcript has 7 exons. The record is from RefSeq and is a predicted model, not a curated record. Lineage: Eukaryota; Metazoa; Chordata; Actinopteri; Scatophagidae. The coding region runs from base 329 to 1480 and encodes 383 amino acids. Gene Ontology annotation, molecular function: protein binding.